GGCCUGGUCAGCCUGGCUCCGCCGUGGAAGAGGCACCGGCGGCGGGGUAGCGGGACUCAGGGCUGUCAGGCCCGGCACCCGCAGCUGGGCGGGUGAGGGGAAAAGCCCUGAGCAGCUGCAGCCUGUCGGGCUCUCCGGUCUGCGCCCGCUGCUUCCGAGAAGUCGUGUCCGCCUCUUACCACCAGCCCUGUUCCUGCAGCGCUGCCGCAAAAUACCGGCGUCGAUCCCCGAACAGGGGAGUCGUGUGCCUGCGAGCGCGGCGGGCCAACCCCGGGCAGCGGCGCCCAGUCCUGGGGGCCAGAUUUUGCCCGUGGCUCACACAAAAAUACAUCCUGAUCAGAAACUAGGUGAAAGUGUUCAGCAACUUCUUCUAGCAAAAAUUUCAGUCUACUUGAUGACAUUCUUAAUAGUCACAGUGGCAUGGGCAGCUCACGUAAGGUUAUUUCAGGUGAUAGAGCUUAUAGAUGAUGUCCUUGCUCUUCUAAACCUGGCUUGUAUGAUGAUCAUAACAUUCUUGCCCUACACAUUUUCCUUAAUGGCCUCCUUUCCAGAGGUACCUUUUGGCAUUUUCCUGUUCAGUGUCUGUGCUGUUGUCGUUGGCCUUAUACAGGCUGUGAUAGUAGUGUAUGGAUUCUAUCACCCACACUUACUGAAUCAACAGAUACAGGUGUCUGAAAAUCAGAAUUUCUAUAAACGACGUAUCUUAAAGAUUAUCCUGAGAGGACCACUUUUAUGCUUUUUAGCAGCCAUCUUUUCCUUUUUCUUUAUUCCUUUGUCUUACGUACUUCUUGGGCUUGUAAUAAUUUUUCCACAUCUCACUCGAUUCGCUACAUGGUGUAAAACCAAAAUUGUUGGUCAGAGAGAUGAAGAGGAGGCACACCAUAGUUUAGAAACCUUCACUUUUUACCUCAGCGAGCCUCUGAGUAAGGAACGGGUAGAAGCAUUCAGUGAUGGAGUCUAUGCUAUUGUAGCAACCCUGCUGAUUUUGGAUAUAUGUGAAGACAACGUCCCUGAUCCUAGAGAAGUUGAGGAGAGGUUCCAUGGCAGCCUUCUUGAAGCUUUACGUGAAUAUGGACCAAACUAUCUUGCCUACUUUGGCUCAUUUGUAACAAUUGGUCUCCUGUGGUUUGUCCACCACUCACUCUUUCUUUAUGUAACAAAAGCUACGCGAUUAAUGGGGCUGCUUAAUGUACUUUCAUUGGCUUUCAUUGGUGGGCUUCCGCUAGCUUACCAGCUGACCAGUGAAUUUGCAGAGAAGUCUCACAAUGAAAUAGAAGCCAUUCAGGUCAGCUGUGUUAUCACUUUCUUUGCCAGCAUAUUUCAGUUUGCAAUAUGGACUACAGCCCUCCUCUAUGAAAGGGAAACUUUGCAUCCUUUUGCUAGAUAUGGUGGCAAAGAGCAUGCCUUCAUGUUUGCAAAGCUAGCUCUCUACCCUUGUGUGAGCCUCGGGGCCUUCUUUCUAACAUGCUUAUUAAGUGAAUUUAGCACAGCAAUUUUCCAUCUUAUGCAGAUUGUAAUCCCAUUUGCUUUUCUUGCCUUACGCAUUUUUGUUAGAAUUUCUUUAACUGUCAUAAGGUCCAUGAUGUCUCUCUCCAGACAGAAGGUUGUAUUGUUAGAAGAAGAGGAGGCAUGUUUAUCUCCUACGUAAACACUGUCCUAAAUUUCCAUGCAGUGCAUGUGAAGUUAUAGCAUUAACUUCAGUUCUCCUAACUCACAUUAUCUUCAUUUGUGGAUUAUAUUGACCUGAAACAAAGUUUGUCUUGUCUAUAACUGGGGCAUAUUUAAGUUUUAGCUGGUCAUGCUUGAGACUCUCCAAAACCUGUAAUUGAAAAAAUUGGGUAAGUAAGGGAUACAAAAAAAAAAAACAAAUGUGUUCUGGUUCCUUUAGAGUUAGUCUUUGAAAGAAAAAAAAAUGCUGCUUGACAUGUAACUGCAGGAGUGAUCAAUUAAGAAGUGCACAAACAGAUGCCCAGAAAAAUGCCUUUUUUUCUGAAAUACAGCAGUCAUUACAGCAGCCCAACACAAGUAUAGAAGCUGGUUGUGCUACUUUAAGAUGGGGAGUGAGACUUGGAAGACAUGGAGACCUCUGAGUGGUGCAUCAUGACAGAACCUUUGUGCAUACAGGUUGCUGUUCUACUUUUUUUUUUUUUUUUUUUUAAUGGUUACAACGUCUCUUCUGCAGAGCCAGAAACUUGUGAUAACAUUUUGAAAAUUACUUCUGUUGGACUGGCUGUGAGCAUGAGUUAGGUGGGAGUUGGAACUGUGACUUGUAUGCAGUCUUCCAGGCUCUGUGAACACAAGUUCUUCAAACCUAUCUGUUGUUUUGAAAAAAUAUGUGUAUUUAACAAAUGAGGAUUCAUGUGGCUAUGUAUCCAAGGUUUGAACUAGCUUUGGUAUCUUCCAGGGAAGAGAUUCAAAGAGCUAUGGACUAGAGGUAAAUUUGUUUUCAGUUCUGAAGCAGCUGCUCAUCUAAAAUGAAAGGUUUGGAUUUCUUAGACUUCUGGUGUCUGUUUUCAUGCCUGUUGAAAGAAACAUCCUUCUUUUUAUUCUGACGACAUGAUGUCAUAUUCAGAGAGAACAUAAGACUUUCCUGCCAAUAUAAGAGUUCCCUAUCAAGUAAGGGAGUUGAGUUUUUCCCUAAGUAGAGAUACACGAGCCUCAGCAAGACAGCAAAAGAAACUAAGUAUGUAGAAGUUCCAGUCCAGGGCAUGUUGAAUUUUUUUACACUUAUGCGCAGUUUGAUAAGCUUUAUUCUUAUCAAACAUUACCCUGCAGAGAGCUGUACAGAAGGACUGGACAAAGAUGUCUGGCCCCUGGCUGCCCUGGCAGCCUUUACGUUUCUUUUUUGGCAGAGCCAUUAGUUUGUAUCUUGAACUGUCAUAAUGCCUGAUAACUUAAUGCCAUAUUUGAAGGCAUUUGAGGGAUUUUGUUGUUCAGCUUAAACAAACAAAAAAAACAACCAAAAAAAACAAACUGGUGGCAAACUAUGCCUGGAGUACUUGCUAGUGAAAGCAAAUUCAAAUAUCUUAUUUCAGUUGAGAUCAGUUGUAAAAGCACUUGUGCUUUUGGUUUGAAGCACCUUGGCACCAAUAUGUAAUCGUUAGUAUUUCAUACACACUUGUUAUGAGAGAGUAUGUUCAGAUAUGUAAUGGGUUUUGUACCUGGUUGAUGUUAAAUGACUUGCAGUAGGAUUCUGCAUUGUGUUGUAUUACAGGGUGUUUCUGAUAUUUAACAAAAGCACUUUUGGUUCUACAUGGUUUUGCUUCUAAUGUGCAGCAGGCACAUAAUAAGCAGUGAAUAUGUGUAUUUAUAAUAAAUUUCUAUCAGUGAAAAAAGAAA
Messenger RNA from Columba livia (rock pigeon), 3339 nucleotides. RefSeq names its product transmembrane protein 175 (gene TMEM175). The record is from RefSeq and is a predicted model, not a curated record. Lineage: Eukaryota; Metazoa; Chordata; Aves; Columbiformes; Columbidae. The transcript is spliced from 10 exons. Bases 395 to 1648 code for a protein of 417 amino acids. Gene Ontology annotation, molecular function: potassium channel activity; proton channel activity.